This is a messenger RNA of Physella acuta, 3517 nucleotides long. RefSeq names its product T-box transcription factor TBX1-like. The record is from RefSeq and is a predicted model, not a curated record. Gene Ontology annotation, cellular component: chromatin; nucleus. Gene Ontology annotation, molecular function: RNA polymerase II cis-regulatory region sequence-specific DNA binding; DNA-binding transcription factor activity, RNA polymerase II-specific. Gene Ontology annotation, biological process: positive regulation of DNA-templated transcription; cell fate specification; regulation of transcription by RNA polymerase II. Lineage: Eukaryota; Metazoa; Mollusca; Gastropoda; Physidae.
CCAGGUACGAGAUAGACUUCGAUGUGCACGGACGUACACGAAGCGGCUCUGGAAAUCUUUCUUAGUCUCAGAGGACGAUAGUGUUUAAGAGAUUAUUAUCCGUUUUCUUUUAAGGAGAAACAAAAAUAUAUUUUUUUCCAUUUUUUUUUGUUUUGAUUUGGAGAAGCCGUAGACUCGAUGUUAUAGUGUGUUUAAAAAAAAAAGCGGAAGAUCUAAACCAAUCAAAUCUCGAUGUGCGGGUCACGAGGGUGAAGUUGAUGGACCUUUCUAGUCCUUUGUCACCUCGUGCCAAAGACUUCAGCAUCGCUUCUCUCAUGUCUGGUCCUGGCGCCCUGCACCCCCUUCUCGACCACAGCGGCGCACUCGUCAACGGCUCGCAGUCUGGUGGUGCUAGCGCUGGUAGUGGUUGUGGUAGUGGUCCUGGGAUAGCGUCGCAAAGGACCACGGACUGUGUGUACGAUUGGCCACCAACUACUGCGUACAACUCGUCCAUCAACUCAAUGGAAGCUUGUGUGAUCGGAUCCAGCGCCUGCAUGGGUCGAAUGUUCGACACCCUGCGAUUCGACCAGCCCCCCGACCACCCCACCCCGGCGUCCCACACCCACUGCGGACGCCCGUCCCCGGAGCUGGAAGACGUGAAACACGACUCUGACUGCUCCAGUGCGGACCUGUCCGGGUCGGAGCUGGAGAAGGAGCGUAGCAGCAGUAUCGAGGGCGCCCUCAAACUGGACCAGCCCAGCAAGCCCCUGCACGUCAAGCUGGUCAACGCCAGCGCCCAGCUGGAGAUGAAACAGCUGUGGGAUGAGUUUGACAGCCUGGGUACCGAGAUGAUUGUCACGAAGCUGGGAAGACGGAUGUUUCCAACAUUUCAAGUUCGACUAUUCGGCCUUGACCUCAACAGUGAUUACACGGUGAUGAUGGACUUUGUACCCGUGGACGACAAGCGGUAUCGAUACUCGUUCCACACCUCUAGCUGGGUGGUGGCAGGAAAGGCCGACCCCCACAUGCCGGGGAGAAUCCACGUCCACCCUGACUCAGCUGCCCGGGGCCCCCAGUGGAUGAAGCAGGUCAUCUCGUUCGACAAGCUCAAACUGACCAACAAUCUCAUGGACACUAACGGCCAUAUUAUCCUCAACUCCAUGCACAAGUACCAGCCCCGUCUGCACGUGCUAUACACCCCGCCCAAGUCAGAGAACAUCACUGGCACCGAGAACCAUCGCACUUUCAUCUUUCCUGAGACCAAGUUCAUGGCCGUUACGGCCUACCAGAACCAGAGGAUAACACAACUGAAGAUUGCCAGCAACCCGUUUGCUAAAGGUUUCAGAGACUGUGAUCCCAACGAUUGCAUGGCGGAGCUACUCCAGAUUAGUUCCGGGUGCUCGACACGCCCACGCCCCCAACACAGACCAAACUCAUUUCAGCUGCUGGGGGUGUCCAGGAAGAGAGAGGGAGAAAAGGAUCAAAGUCAAGACGAGUACCGAGGUCUUCUGGCAAGCUCCACGCCCCCACUCACGCCCAUGACCGCCAUCCCGCCCAUGGGGAGCAUGGCCGGCAUGACGAUGCUGAAUAACCCCCUGCAAACCGGGCGCUCCCCCAACCUCUACGCCGACUGCUACAGCUAUCCCCCCUACGCCGAUCCUUACAUGGCCUCGUCCAAAGCGCGACCUUCACCUUACGGUUGCCCAGUCGACUACGCCACAUACUCUCAAAACAUGAAAGGGAUUUAUUCUCCGCCAAGAACGAACAAUUUUGCAUACGGAUAUGACGCACGAUGAUUAUGAAUGACUCACUUCAUCAACAUGGAUAUCCAUUUUUCAGUUUCUAUUUAUAGCUUCAAACCGACAUGACUUACUUUGAUGACCUACUUUAAUCUACGAAAAGUUGGUCAUCCCUUUUUUGCCUUUCUGGAAUUUUUACGCUUCAAAUUACGUCAAAUAAUAACUAAUUGUGACAAUGGACGAUAAAAACUAUUUUUUGCUCAAUAUUUGCUUUGGAACUCACGGAAUUCAUUAAUUAUUUUUUAAUUAAAACAAUGUUUAUUAAUUAUAUUUGUUUGAAAACGGAAAGUAUGUUUCUCUAUAUAGACCUACAUAGGGCGGUGACAAUGAGCAAUCCACUUUGAAACUGUAAGCGCUGUGUUCAAUUUCAGACUGCUUCACACUGCACUGUGGUAAAGACUGAUCACACAUUGUGCUAGCUAUACUAUAUCUUGAUGUACUGUAUGGUGUAUCAUGCCAUCCAACUAUUUUUUCCAUAUCCCUUUAAUAAAUUGUAUUUUUUUUUUCAAUCCAUUAGUAGACAUAUGUGGUUGUUACCAUUUAGACAAUACCUAUUUGUAGUUAAAAAACUAAUCGUAAAAAUAUUUCAGCUGUGUAUAUCAUUCAAAACUAGCCACAAAAAUAUGCUUUUCUUUGCAAAUUUCAGUGAAGUCCAGUAUUACAAAAUCAUGUUUGUACGUACACAUCUAUAAAAUUAUGUUGGCUAUAAAAAUGUACAAGUUCUUGUACACCCAGCUAAACCAGUUUGUGUACACCCCUCCCUGCCCCUACCCAUAACUUAACCUUGCUUAAGCCGCUGCCCCCCCCCCCCCUCCACCAUGCGCUUGAUGCCCGGUUGUUUAGAAGUUAAAAUAAAAGAUAAACCAUUUCAACAAGGCCAUCCUUUCUCCGCCCUCGUUCAUUUACCUUACAGAAACAAAUUCACAACUUGUUGCUUUGAAUUAUGUGAUUUCAACCGGCGUUUUGAGGCUAGAAAACUAUAUUUUGAAUGGCUUUUAAGAGGUGUAAAUUAAAGUGUAAAAUAAAGCUUAAAUUUAAGUUAAAUGGCUUUUUAAAGACAAAAACUUAUUUUGUUUUUAAAUAGCUUUUUGAAGGCUGAAAAAUUCAAAGCUUAUAUAAAACUACUACACGUUUUAAAAAAAGAAAAAAAGAAAGCUGUUUUUAGAGAAUGUAAGACUAAAAAUUUGUAACAGUUUUAAAUGACUAAAAUUUAAAAAAAAACUUUUUAAAAAGACUAAAAUAAGUCUUUUAAAAAGCGUGGAAUGUUUUUUUUUUUACGGUUUAAAGUCUGUAAAAUUUAAAGUUUUCUUUAUUUUGUUUUACAGUAAUUAAAAUUGAAACCAAAUCUGGCUUUUUACUGAGUGUAGAAUUUUAAAUGUUUAAUCGCUUCACUAGGACUUUACUGUGAUAGUGAAAAUAAAACUAAUAUUUCGUCAUUAUUUGACCAAUCUUUAUAAAUACCAUUUUCUCAAUACCUUAACCACUUUCGAAAUGGAAAAAGUUUUAAGCAUGCAGUGGUGGACUUUUAUUUCCAUAAACUAAAUCAAUCAUUACAUUUACCUUACCCUAUUUUAAUUUUUAUCGUUCCCUACCCCAUUCCUAAGUUUUAAAAUCGUGAGUCGUUCAAAAUUGACUUAACACACAUAGGGGUGGAGGGGUUGGAGUCGUUCAAAAUUGACUUAACACACAUAGGGGUGGAGGGGUUGGAGUCGUUCAAAAUUGACUUAACACACAUAGGG